Molecule: messenger RNA, 1584 nt
Organism: Adineta steineri
Lineage: Eukaryota; Metazoa; Rotifera; Eurotatoria; Adinetida; Adinetidae
Source: the annotation of a GenBank genome assembly
AUGAAACAUUCAUCAAUUGAAUUGAAUGAUUUAUCUGAUGAAAUUCUUCUAAUUAUUUUCACAAAAUUAGAAAAACAUCAUAUACUUCAUUCUUUCGUUGGUGUUAAUCAACGACUGACUAAAAUUGCACAUGAUUCUAUAUUUACUAGUCAUCUAACAUUAUUCGAGCACGUAUCUCAUACGAGUAUUUCUCGAUUAUCUGAUUCAAUUCUUGAUCGAUUUUGUUCUCAAAUUUUACCUGCAAUUAGUUAUAAAAUCAAUUGGCUAAAUAUUGAAGUAUCAUCAAUAGAACGUAUCUUACUUCCUCGAAAUUAUCCGAAUUUAUUUGGUCUUGGUAUAUAUAAUAUUGAAAGUGACGAUGAUAUACGUUUCUUGAAAGAAAAUAUUUUUAUGCAAAGAUUUAAAAAUCAAAUCUCAUCGCUUGUGAUUAAAUCUGUUGAUAAAAAUGAUACAUUCAAGAAAGUUAAUACACAUUUGUUCGCGUAUAUUCUUAAUACUUUAAGCCACUUACGAUAUUUCAAGUUUGAUUCAUUACUUUUCUAUGAUCAACGAAUGGCAUUCGUAUAUACACCACCAUCUAUGUUUUCUUCAACUUUAUUACAAUUGCAUGUCAAAGUUGAUUCUUUUACUGAUUGCCUUUACUUACUUGAUGAUCGUUUCGAUCAACUUCGAACUUUUUAUGUUGAUGUACAAUAUGGAUUUGUACGGCCAGGCUUAAAGAUAAACCAAAAUAAAUUACACAAUUUACGAUGUUUUUCGUUAUAUUGUUUUUCGACAAUGCAUUCGUAUGAUAGAACAAUUAUACCACUGUUACAACGAAUGUCAAAUUUAGAGCAACUUCAUUUAUAUUUAUUGAUCAAUAAACAAGCCAGAUUUGUUGAUGGUAAUGAUAUAAAAAUGAAUAUCACUGAUUAUAUGCCACAAUUAAAUAAACUUCAUUUAAAUAUUUGUUCAAGUAUAUUGUUAAAUGAUCAAAUUUAUUUACCAUCGCUUGAAGAUAUUCAACAUUCAUUCGAACAUUUUCCAGAUAUUCAAAUUAGCUCUUGUAUUAAUUAUUUUUCUGAAGAAGGAAAAGGUCACUGCCAUAUUUAUUCAUACCCAUUUACAAUCCGAAUAUAUCCAAAUAUUGCGAACAAUUUUCCAGGUGGUUUAUUUACAUGUGUCAGUGAAAUAUCAUUAUUUGACGAACACCCUUUUGAACAUGAAUUUUUUGUUCGCAUCUCUCAAUCAUUUUCCCUUUUGAAACAAUUAACUAUUCAGAAUGGAAAACCACAAUGUGGAAAAUCAAAAAAUACUCGUAAAAAUUUAUUAAUUAUUCAAUAUCCUCAUCUACAAAGUCUCCGCUUUGUAACAACUCAUGAUGAUUAUAUUGAACAAUUUCUAAUUGACACCAGAACAUAUUUACCAUCUAAUGUUACUCUUUCAAUUGAUUAUAAAUCUUUAAGAAGAGUGACGCACAAAUUUACACGUAAAGCAACACGACUGAAUUGUGGAAAAAUGCGAUUUAUAUGCUUGGAGAAAAUUCGUCACCUUCCAAAAAAUUUCAAAAAUUAUUUUUUCGAGAUAUGUAUGUGUAGACCAUAA